GCCACCCCACCUUCCCCCACCGAGCACGCCUCCUCCUCGCAUCGGAAGGCGGGGAGAGAGAGAGGGAGAGGUCGCUGGUCGUCGGCGACAGACCGCCGCGAUGGCCGCCGCGCCGUGGAGGCGGCGGCCGGACCACCACCGCGGGCGCGGGGCGGCCCUCCUCGUCGUCGUUGUCCUCCUCCUCUCGCUGGCCGCGGGGGUGCCGCGGGGCGCGGCGGCGGCGGGGUUGGGAGGGCUGAUGAUGAGCGUGCCGAUCAGCCCCGGGGACGUGCUCCCGAUCCUGCCGCGGCAGGUGUCGUGGCCCGUGAUGAACACGCUCCACAGCGCCGUCGACCUGCUGCCCUCCUUCGUCGCCGCCGUGGCGCCCGGGGCGGCCCCCUCCGCCGCGGCAUGGAGCGGCUCCUGCUUCGCCGAGAACGAGGCCGCGCUCGAGCUCACCGGCGGGGAUCGCAACGGGACCGAGCUGGGCGGCGGCGUGCUCCGCCUCAAGACUGCGUCAGCUCAGAGUUGGACAUGCAUGGAUCUCUAUGUGUUUGCAACACCAUAUAGGAUAACAUGGGAUUACUAUUUUGCGGCUCGGGAACACACAUUGGAAAUUAAAUCAUGGGAAGAAGAAGCAGAACUGGAAUAUGUGAAGCAACAUGGCAUCUCUGUUUUUCUCAUGCCAUCAGGGAUGCUUGGAACUUUGUUAUCACUGAUUGAUGUCCUACCUUUGUUUUCAAAUACUCGUUGGGGUCAGCAUUCUAACUUGGCCUUUUUGGAGAAGCAUAUGGGAGCUUCAUUUGAGAAACGUUCCCAGCCUUGGGUUACUAAUAUUAGGAAGGAGGAGAUACAUUCUGGUGAUUUUUUGGCUCUUUCAAAGAUACGAGGACGCUGGGGUGCAUUUGAGACACUAGAGAAAUGGGUGACUGGUGCAUUUGCCGGGCACACUGCAGUUUGCUUGAAAGAUGAGAAGGGUGAAGUCUGGGUUGCAGAAUCAGGCUUUGAAAAUGAAAAGGGGGAAGAAAUUAUUGCUAUAGUUCCUUGGGAUGAAUGGUGGGCAAUGGCACUGAAGGACGAAUCAAAUCCUCAGAUAGCCCUUCUACCACUACACCCUGAUGUAAGGGCCAGAUUCAAUGAAAGCGCAGCAUGGGACUAUGCCCGAAGCAUGGUUGGAAAGCCUUAUGGCUAUCAUAACAUGAUAUUUAGCUGGAUUGAUACAAUUGGAGACAAUUAUCCUCCUCCUCUUGAUGCAAACCUGGUGAUGGCUGUUAUGUCAAUGUGGACCAGGUUACAACCUCUUUAUGCUGCAAACAUGUGGAAUGAAGCCCUUAACAAACGACUUGGGACUGAGGGUUUGGACCUUCACGGCAUCAUUGUUGAGACUGAAAGACGUGGCAUGUCCUUUGAUCAGUUGCUCACCAUCCCUGAGCAAGAUGAAUGGGUUUACAGUGAUGGUAAAUCUACCACAUGUGUUGCCUUUAUUCUUGCAAUGUACAAGGAGGCUGGAAUAUUUGCACCUUUUGCAGAGUCAAUUCAGGUGACCGAGUUCACUAUACGUGACGCUUAUAUGCUCAAGAUUUUCGAAGACAACCAGGCCAGACUCCCAAGCUGGUGCAAUACAGAAGCUGACAAGCUCCCCUUCUGCCAGAUCCUGGGGGAGUACAGGAUGGAGCUGCCAGAGUACAACACGAUAGAGCCUUAUGCCAAAAUGAACGAGAACUGCCCGUCUUUACCACCAACAUACAAGAGACCAGCCCGUUGCUGACAGUGCGCUCCCACACUGGAAGUAGGAUGUUGUUUGAAAUUAUCAUGUAAGUAAAUAUAAUGUAUAUAGAUGUUUGAUAGAUUGCAGUUUUCACACGGUAAGCAAGGUGUUGUCCCCUCAAUCUGCUUCUGCUUGUUACAGAGCUGUUCUGGGCUUAGGCAUCCAAUAUGAAGGAGAUGCCUGGCUAAGAAAUUGCUCGCAGCACAGAACUUUGAAACGAUAUCUUCUGAAAAAUUAGCUGCUGAUAAGUUUUCGGCUUGAGGAACCAAACCGAUCCUAGAAUAAUUCCAGUGGAAUACAUGCAUAAAUGCACUUAUCAAUUUCCUGCUGGUCA
Molecule: messenger RNA, 2081 nt
Organism: Oryza brachyantha (malo sina)
Lineage: Eukaryota; Viridiplantae; Streptophyta; Magnoliopsida; Poales; Poaceae
Exons: 7
Coding region: 101-1747 (548 amino acids)
Source: RefSeq, a predicted model, not a curated record